AUGCCACCUGCUGUUACCAAUGCUGACAGACAUACAGGAGCAGAAGAAGGGCAACCCCCUGGUUUGGUAUCAGUGGAUUCCUCGAGGCGCAGAAUGUCAGGACCCGUUUUGAAUACUCUUUCAAGUGCCAAUGUCUUGGGUCAGUCAAAUGGAUCAUCCAGGCGAGUUGCUGUUUCUAGUAGCCGUGAUGCAUUUGUUGGUGCUGAAUCAGAUGUUCGUACACGCACUGCUGAGGCUAGCUCUGGAGCAGCACACCGAAUUUUGGGUGGGCAAAGAAGUUCACCGAUCGGGUCUUCUGAUCCUCAGAGAGUAACACGGGCUGGAAGAAAUGCUUCUCAUGCCAAUAAUUAUGAAAGUGCCCUUAGAGGCAUGGACGGUUUGCAGUUAGAAAAUGACGAGAGGACCCAUUAUUAA
Messenger RNA from Lathyrus sativus (Indian pea), 414 nucleotides. The record is from the annotation of a GenBank genome assembly. NCBI's taxonomy places the organism in Eukaryota, Viridiplantae, Streptophyta, Magnoliopsida, Fabales, Fabaceae.